Callithrix jacchus (white-tufted-ear marmoset) is the source of this 1724-nucleotide messenger RNA. RefSeq names its product synaptonemal complex central element protein 2 (gene SYCE2). Gene Ontology annotation, cellular component: central element. Gene Ontology annotation, biological process: synaptonemal complex assembly. NCBI's taxonomy places the organism in Eukaryota, Metazoa, Chordata, Mammalia, Primates, Cebidae. The record is from RefSeq and is a predicted model, not a curated record.
UACGCUUGUUUCCUUCGCGCGUGUGGGGCGGGCGGACAAAUGGGCAGAGAACGGCUGCGAUCCGAGCCUUCUCCUGCGGACCCGAACCCGGCCACUUGUCUUUUGCCAUCGAGGCUGCCUCUCAUCAGGCCUGGCCCCAAAUUUCCUGACUGACUGAACCUGGCCCUGACUGACGCCCUGACAGUCUGAUUUCCACACAUAGCGCCUGGCCUGAGUGGAGUAGAGAAAGGCACAGACACCCACGCACCGUACCCGGCUUUCUUUCUUUCUUUUCUUUUUUUUUUUUUUUUUUGAGACGGAGUUUCACUCUGUCGUCCAGGAAGGAGUGUAGUGGUGGGAUCUUGGCUCACCACAACCUCCGCCUCCAGGGUUCGAGCAAUUCUCCUGCCUCAGCCUCCCGAGUAGCUGGGAUUACAGGUGCCCACCACCACACCAAGCUAAUUUUUGUGUUUUUAGUAGAGACGGGGUUUUACCAUGUUGACCAGGCUGGUCUCGAACUCCUGACUUUGUGAUCUGCCUGCCUCGGCCUCCAAAGUGUUGGGAUUACAGGCAUGAGCCACCGUGCCGGCCUCAUGUCUUUUCUAUUGUUUUUUUGAUUCAGAAUCUUGCUCUGUCGCCCAGGCUGGAGUGCAGUGGCCUGAUCUCUGCUCACUGCAACUUCUGUCUCCUGGAUUCAAGCGGUUCUCUUGCUUCAGCCUCCCGAGUAGCUGGACUUACAGGCACGUGCCACCAUGUCUGGCUAAUUUUUAUAUUUAGUAGAGACGGGGUUUGAACAUGUUGGCCAGGCUGGUCUCGAACUCUUGACCUCACAAUCUGCCUGCCUCAGCCUCUCAACGUGCUGGGAUUACAGCAUGAGCCACCUCGCCCUGCCCCGACUUCAUUUCUUUUCUGCUACCUCUUUCUCAAAGGACUCCAGUUGACACACAUACCAGUUAGGAGCCCAGGCCCUCCAGUUCUGCUCCCACAGCCCUGCCCGCAUCCAGCCCCUCCAGGUGGACAUGCCCCAUGUAAAGUGCAAAGACCAGGAGCUGCAGCCCUUGGGGGAGAGCAAGGUGCAUCAGCAGUUCGAGGAGAACCGUGAGGAGGAAGCUGGUGGAGGGCCAGAUAGUGCCAGCCGCCAGCUGACAGUGCUGGAAGGGAAGUCGGGACUCUACUUCUCCUCUCUGGACUCAAGCAUCGACAUCCUGCAGAAGAGAGCCCAGGAGCUGAUCGAAAACAUCAAUGAGAGCAGGCAAAAGGACCACGCACUCAUGACCAACUUCAGGAACAGCCUGAAGACUAAGGUUUCGGAUCUGACAGAGAAAUUAGAGGAGAGGAUCUAUCAGAUUUAUAAUGACCACAACAAGAUCAUCCAGGAAAAGCUCCAGGAGUUCACCCAGAAAAUGGCAAAGAUCAGCCAUUUGGAAACAGAGCUCAAACAAGUCUGCCACAGCGUGGAGACUGUGUACAAAGACCUGUGUCUCCAGCCUGAGCAGAGCCUAAGACUCAGACGGCCAGACCACUCUAGAGGAAAGUCCCCACCAUGUCCCAGCGACUCACAGCCCCCAGACGUGUUCGUUUCUUCUGUGGCUGAAACUACUUCUCAGGUGGUUACCAGUAAACUGACACCUUGGGGUCAGACACGUAGCUCUUUAUUUUCCUCUCCCUCACUCUGCUCCAACAUCCAGCAUAAGGCACUACCCCUAGGCAGGAGGCUGGGAGGGCACACUGUGAACUUGGUGUGA